UCUAUAUUAUACUUUUUAACAUCGUUAGCUAGUUACCAAUCAAAUCUACAGAAAAAUAUAAUUAUUUAUUAUUUUACUAAUCGCGAGAAAGUUGUGUCCUGUGUACAAAAAUACUUUGUGAAAUAAAUCGCGUUGUAUUUUCUAUUAUAUCGAUUAGAAUAGGACAAUGAUUAAACUUUUUUCAUUGAAACAGCAAAAGAAAGAUGAAGAGGGUACAGCGAGAGCUGGUGGUUCACAAAAGAAAGCGUCGGCAGCUCAGCUGCGGAUUACAAAAGAUUUGAAUGAGCUGAAUUUGCCCAAGACCUGCAGUACAGAGUUUCCAGAUCAAGAUGAUUUACUCAAUUUUAAACUGAUAAUAUGCCCUGAUGAGGGUUUCUAUCGAGGAGGCAGAUUUGUAUUUAGUUUUAAGGUAGGACCAAACUAUCCUCACGAACCUCCCAAGGUGAAAUGUGAGACGGCCGUAUACCAUCCUAACAUAGACCUUGAAGGAAAUGUCUGCCUCAACAUACUAAGGGAAGACUGGAAACCAGUGCUGACAGUCAACUCCAUAGUGUAUGGGCUGCAAUACUUAUUCCUGGAACCGAAUCCAGAGGACCCACUGAACAAGGAGGCAGCCGACGAGUUGCAGAGCAACAGGCGAUUGUUCGAGCAGCACGUGCAGCGCGCCAUGCGCGGCGGCUACGUCGGCUCCUCCUACUUCGAGCGCUGCCUCAAGUGACCCACGAACCAGCUGUGAAUACCCUCAACAAAGCAUUUUUUAUUUCUUUAGAUAAUUACAUCACGCUAUAUUAUCACAUAGGUCAGUGUUUUAGCUAAACCGGUCUUAUGAAUGCAAAUAAACUUGACAUGUAUAAUUUGAAAUACUCGUGGCGCUGUAGCUGCAUGCUUUUUACGCUUUUUAAUUUGAUUUCAGUGUUUAUAUACGGAUGAUAAAAUUAAAUUAUUAGUUAAACAAUAGAUUGCUAGCACAAAAAGUUGAUUCUCGCUCCUGUUAACCAUUUCGCACCACAGACUAGAUAUUAUGUACCUGACUAGCAUGACCGCGUUUGUCCUUUGGCAAGCAAUCUUCUCUAACUGACAAGUAUGAACCGAAGUGCAAGAGGGAUAAAUGUCUUAUGUCGGCCAUAAACUCGAUCAUGCUACCCAAGUACCCACGCUACGUAUCAUGCUAUUAAGAUUUUGUGGAAUCGUUUUAAUGGAACAGAUAGGUCUACACAGAACACAUGCAACAUUUUGUGGUGUUUGAAUUGUGGAUUGUAAAUCGUUACCAGACAAAAUCUUAUUGGCAUCCACCUCUGAGCUCAGUUGUCUGUGGUUAUAAAAAGACGGACAAUGUUUGCCGCGAAUCGAGGCGUACGCAAUUCAUUGUUUUAGCCAAUACAUAUGGAUUUAUCUGGUAAAGUUUGGGCACCAAACGACGAGCGCCAUUUUUUUUUGCGUUUUAGAGAUGAAUUGAGUGCCUGCCUCAGUGUACAUAGGUAACUAAAUAUUACAUUCUAGUUUUCUUUUAUAAUUCUUUUGGAACGAAGCACCUUGGUGCACUCGCCUCUGCAGUGUUUUAUAAUUAACUCUAAAUAAGAAAACUGUCCUUUUGUUUCUAAAUUAUGAUAGAUAUAUUAGUAUAAAAUGUCAGGGUUCAACUGCUACUUCGCUAUUAUGCGUAGCUUUUGAGAAAAGUAGCAGCAGUUUGCUUGAUUGGGUUCUGUAAAAUACUCUGUAAAUUACUACAUGAUUCAUUAUAAACAAUUUUUUCGGUUAGACGUGUACAGGUUGAUUCAUUAAAUCUGGCGGGAGAAAAAUAGAGACAAUUACUGAUGUAACAGUAUGUAUACGAUGUCAAAAUUCUAACCCGUAUUUACGGAUACGCGUGAGUAGCGUGGCGAAUUACAAGGUUUAGUACGAGGACGGAGGCACUUUUUUCUGCGUUUAUACACUCAUGUUCUCUAUUCGCCACGCCACUUGCACGAGUGUGCAAAUAAAUACGGAGUUAUGCACUUAAUGUACCAGUUAUCACAAUCACUGUGUAUUUUUAGGAAUCGAUCUUUAGAUUUUGCUUGUUCAUCGAUUUAUCAAAGUAUACAACUUUGAAGUAGUGAUUUAAAUUAUGUAUAUGUGUGUCUGUCAAUUCAGUACACAUUAAAACUGAAGGUUUGUCCAUUUUCAGACGUCCAAGAGAUGGAUACCUACAUUUUUCUAGCAUAGGUAGGAUUUUGAUAAAAGAACGUGUCCAUUUAACUUAGAGGUCUGAAAAUGUGUAAGACUCUUCCUAUAAACCGACGUAUCGUUAUACCGCUUACAAGCCGGCUACAUCAAUGCUAUUCACUUGUCUAGACCAAAAAUAUUAUACUAUUUCUCGACUAUAAUUAUAAUGUACGGUUGUAACUCUAUUUGUCUCUAUAGAUUUGAGUUAAGUAUAUUUGUUUCUAGAAAACUUGACAUUGCAUUGUUAAUAUAAAGUUCAAUAGAAAGUGCUGAAGGGUACACUGACGAGACGAUUGCUGCUCAUAUGAAGUAAAUGUCUUGUGAACUGCAAAUCCAACUAAGAAAUAGUUUACUUUGUAAGAUUUUAAUGUAACGUCAUGAAUAUUUUGUAUAAUUUUGUAAUCAUAAUUCACGAGAAAUCACUUUUGCCAAUAGGAUUUAUCCCAAGC
Cydia splendana is the source of this 2651-nucleotide messenger RNA. RefSeq names its product NEDD8-conjugating enzyme Ubc12 (gene UbcE2M). NCBI's taxonomy places the organism in Eukaryota, Metazoa, Arthropoda, Insecta, Lepidoptera, Tortricidae. The coding region runs from base 167 to 718 and encodes 183 amino acids. The record is from RefSeq and is a predicted model, not a curated record. The transcript is spliced from 4 exons.